GUAAGACGCUGGGAUCACGCACAACAGAUUCAACGGCCAAAGUGCUUAGGCGUGAUAUAUAGUCCAGCCCUAAGUGAUAGCGCCGGCCCUGGAACUAAAUUGUCCAACGCUGCCAGCGAUAGAUAACCUCAAAAAUUUGUAUUGUAUUUAACCUCAAAAUUUGUGUACAUUGGAAUAGUUGAAAUGGAAAUUUCUAAAAAAUUGAUAAGUCAGUGUAAUUAUAUUGGAAAUCGGUGCUUCAUUAAGGAGAUCACAUUAAAAUGGAGUGUCCAUUUAACAGAAGAAGAUUUGCGAGAACAAAUUUCCGAUGCAAUGUCCUUACUACAAUUUAUUGCGCUAGUUUGUGAUGGUGAAGAACGUAUAUCGCAUAAUCUCUACACACAAGGUCACUGCCUGUUUGACGCUCUGUUAUUUUUGUCUCGAAAUGAUGUUGAUGAACUGAUGUACACGCUGUUGCAUAUCUUACAAAAUUUGGGCAGUAAUCUAACGCUAAAUCUGAAACUGUGCAAUGUCUCGCUACGUAUACGAAAUGUGAAACCAUUCCAAACACUUGUGAUCAUCGCAGUAUCACAUAUUCUAAGGAGAUUUUGUAAAUUUAAUUCACACCACACUGUAAUGUUGCAGUUGAUAAGGUCUGUGCUUGGUACACUGAAUUCUCUGGCAACCUCUCCAUUAUGCGUAUGUUGUUUGAAUGUACUGCAUACUCUAGUCAAGAAAGCCGGUGCACAGUUACAUAUUUGCCAGGCGGAUAUCAUACAGCACAUGUAUCUUUUUAUAAAAGCAGUACAUCACAAGCAGGCGACAAAAUGUGCCGAUGAAGUAUUGGGAUUGGUUAUCAAACAAAUGAGUACCGAUGACAAAUUAAUUCUAUUCAAAAAGAUUAGUCGAAUGGCGUGGUGGAAUAAAGGUGAAUGCGCCAUUGUUAUUCACCUGAUUAAUUACUGGCCCACUAAUGUGAAAUUACGUCCGUUUAUAUGUGCGAUGACCACACGUUUGGCUGUUAUGCUGUUAGAGAACGUUACCGAUCAUUCCAUAAAGUUAUUACGGAUUAUAAUAACUCACAUUAGCCUUGACGUUUGGCAAGAUGCAUUUAUUCCUAAUAUUGUCAUCGUUGUAGAGUCCCACUGCGAUAAUGAAUGGGAUAUUAUUUCGAAGACAAUAUCACAGUGCGUAAAAGUGGGAGUACUUCAUUUUAAAUCGCAAAUGUACAAUGGAAUAAGGUCGAGUUUAUUAUUUAGCUGUUAUUCUGCUAUUGUUCUCUACCACUCUAUUGAACAGGAUUGUCUUAACAUAAACGAUUAUCGAGAGGAUAUUGUAAAGUUACUGCAUUCACCCAACGCUACAAUGCAGUACUACGCUUUGAAGGCUGUAUGUAAUUUCAAUCGCAAACGGUCGCAGUUAACCGAUUGGCAUGUAGACUGCAUAAAGUACUAUUUGCAAAGUGCCUUGUUUUCGAGCAACAAUUUUUACGAUAAGGAACUGCACUAUUUUUUAUCACACUUGGUCAUGCAAGCUAAUCAGGUCUUAAUAAGUGAGCAAGUUGCCCAACACCAUAUCGAGUUUAUGCAGUGGCUGUAUGAGAUGAUUCGUCUGGCAUUGUUGAGUAAAAGCUCAAGGCGGAUUAAAGUAGGCACGCAAAUUUUAACUUUAGUUCAAAGUACUGUUGUACGAAAUGACCAAAGAAUCAAGUACAAAAUUGAGGAUUCCAUUAAUCCGAACCUGUUCUUCGCCCAUCUGAGGGAAACAAAUCAGUGGCCGUGUAUGAGUGAUGGGUUUUAUAUGGAAAUUUUAGAAAGCUGGCUAGUAUCUAAGAAGGUGUACCCAGAGUUGUACACUCUGAUAGAAAGUCAGUCAAAUGUAUAUAUUAAGACGUGCACAACUAUUAACCAAUCAUUCGAAAAUAAACUGGAUAAGGAAUCGAUAAUGAAAGCAAAUUUCUGCAUUUUAAAUUUGAUUAAAUCGUGUCCUAGUAAGAAAGAGUCAUUAGUUACUAAUAUAGUUACCAGGUGGCAUAGUAUUGCAUUGAGCUCAUCCGAUAGACAAAUUGAUGUCCAUGGAGUUGCUUUGGUUUACGGUCUUACUCUGUGCGUUUCUUUGCUGUUACAAAGGAAUUUGUUGAUUGGAGAUUAUCCUUUGAUAUUCGACACAUGUUUGCAGAUCGGAAGAAAUUUGCUUGGAAAAGAUUCUACAGAUAAUGUUCUUGUACUUAAGAAUGUCGAGCAAACUCUUGUUGCUAUGAUGGAUGUGCUGUGCUUCAUUUUGAAAACUGUACGCGACGACGCAAUCGUUCGACGAUUUUUUGAAUUUUUAGGUGAAAUAAUGGAGCAGGGAAGCGGAAAAAGCGUAACCUGCGCUGUCGCAGGUGCACUGCACACUAUCUGCCGUAACAUAUUUGAAACUUCUGUGGACUUACAAGCUCCUGCCAUUCAGUAUUUGGAUUUUGUUCUGAACUCUAUGUAUCGGACAUCUGAGGUGAAGAUAUCUAAACUUCGUAAAAAUCCGGAACAUCGUUUGAUAAUUCAUUCUGUCGUCUCUGCGGAAAAAUACCCCACUCAUCCUAAUUUACAUCAUUCAAUGGACUUCAUGUUAGACGUCGUUUCGAGUCCCUACCCAAAGCAUAACAUGAAAGAAUCUGCGCUACACACUUUCGAAAUAUUGAUUUCCGAUAGUAACCUUGUCACCCAGACAUCUCCAUAUAUUACUAGAAUAGCUAUUCAUGCUAUUGAAGGGUUUUCCAGCAGUUUUUGGAAUGUGAAGAAUGCAUCAAUUCAAGUUCUUCAAGCGCUUAUGAACAGACUGCUUGGACAAAAGAACAGCUUAACCAAUCGUCGUCGCUAUGGCAUUGAUGACCUCGUUCUUUUGUAUCCUGAUCUAAUAUUAUACUUCAUCACACAACUAUAUGGAAGCAUUGAUGUAGCUAACUGUGAUAGCAUUAUUGCCAUUUUAGGUUUAUUAUCUGAAUCUUACUACUCCUCAUUUCAUGCAUAUUUAGACAAAAAUGUAGCUUUUAUACAUAAAAGCUUACAGACAGCCUUCAUAUAUUUAAUUCGCACUAGUGAAACUGUAGGGUAUUUUGCGGCUAACGCUUAUGCCGCUUUGUAUCCCUCUACUUUUGUACCUGAUAUUAUCUGUGAUAUUUCUACGUGGUUGAAACUGAACUUCACUUUUAUCAAUCAGAAUGUGUUCGCCUCGGUUAUGUCAUUGCUCGCUACGUUCCGUAAAACAUUUCACACAUUUCAUUACGAUGAGACUGCUUUAAGACAUAAGAUAGAUAGUACCUUUAGGGACUUGGAACUGUUUUUAAAACAAUUUAACAAGUAUGAAAUGUCGUUGUAUAAUUUUUUAGGAAUUCAGCUCAAUUCUUACAGAGAAUUACAAGAAAAGACAAUCGUAAUGCUUUCAAAUGGUCAUAAUUUUGCAAACCGAAUUUGGUUAAAUAAUAAUUUAAUUCGAGUUCUAAAUAAUAUCGAUAUUGCAGACUAUCCCAGUUUUCUAGAACGUAUAUUGGGUUUGUCUGUCAAUUUGAUGACUGUAAAGCAGUGUGUGAAUAGCAUUAUAACUCGCUACAGCGAAUUGGUGGAUAGUUCUCUUACAAGUACAGUACUCAAAGUAAUGUUGCUUAGCUUAAUGGGUUUAACGCACCCUAAUGAUUUCGUAUUAAUUACAUAUACUAGGAUCAUUUUGUCAUUGCUGGCUUCGGAGUAUUGUUACUCAUGUUCUGAGAAUUUCAUUGUGAAGCUGCGAAGUUACUGUGUAACAGGGGAUAGAAACUUGUAUAAAUUAUCAGUUUAUAUCGCUAUGCUAGCCCAUUGCUCCAGCUAUGUUGAGGAUAGUACACUGUUGCACGAAAUCGCCUUGCUUUAUAAACAUUCUACCCUUUGCUGUGAUAUUGAGCUCCAAAUGUUUCUUUCUUCAACAUUGAUGUAUCUCUACAAUUGUGUAGGCCUCACUCUUAGACCUUUAGUUUACGAAAUUGCCUUCAUUCUGCUAUUUGUACCUGAAUGCUCGUUGGAAGUUAGCAGAUUCCUCUCAUUUGUAUUUGAGACGCCAUAUUGCGAAUUACUUACUGUACUUGUAAGUUUUUUAUCUGCUCAUAAUUUAAGUAAGAGUUUGGAAUCUCCAGAAAGGACACUUGCUUUUCUAAAUAACUUGAAACGGUUUGUUUUGCUACUCGGUGACGAAUUUGAAGAUUGUGGUAUGUUUUAUAUGAGGCAAAACGAAGAAAUCUGUUCGCACAAGCUUAGUAUAUUAAAACUGUUAGAUGAGCAGAUCGAUAUUGCGUCAGAUCUUUUAGCUGAAGUGUAGGUGAAACCUGCAUGGAUAACAAGUGCACAGAAUAGGAAGCGCGUAGUUCCAAAUCAGAUUGCCUGCUGUGUCGUUAAUCUCAUGGGUGUGUAGGGCCACACUAUAUUUGUGCCAAGUGAGUCAAAUGGUGAUGAAAACGUACUUUUAGGCUUAGUGGUAAUGUAAGUACGUUAGGUACAGCUGUCUCUUUUGUGUCAGUAAUUCAAUUCAAAGAUUCUUCCCAUAGUUGGAUCUUCGUAGUCCACUAUUCACAACACCGGUAACUUGAAACUGAAUGCGCUCUGUUACAGUCUGCGAAUCACGAACUGUUUAUAGAUUAUUUGUUUGGUAAGAAAAAUGUCAUUAUGAUGUGAAAGUAAAAUU
Molecule: messenger RNA, 4668 nt
Organism: Photinus pyralis (common eastern firefly)
Lineage: Eukaryota; Metazoa; Arthropoda; Insecta; Coleoptera; Lampyridae
Exons: 6
Coding region: 184-4305 (1373 amino acids)
Biological process (GO): tRNA methylation
Cellular component (GO): cytosol
Source: RefSeq, a predicted model, not a curated record